AACUAAUUUGUCUGAGAGUCGAACCAUUAUAACCAUUUAGACUUUAUCAAAAGAACAAUAUAUCAUCUCUUCGAGCGUUGCCUUCCGGUUACAAACAACAGUAUUCUUCCCCAACAUUUCUUUGGGAAACUCAGAGACAGAGGGAGAGAGAUGAAAAUUAAUUGGAAAAGUCUGAUGUACAUCGUCCUAUUGGUGGGGAGUGAGAUUUGGACCGUUCGACAACCAAUUGUCGAGGAUGUUAUACAUCGCAUCAUUGACGCUUUAUGGGGUUUUGCGUCACGGGGAUUGGGGAGAUUGUGGCGACUAAUUGCAGCUCCAGCUCCUGUUCUCUUGGAUCAAGGGCAAGCGGUGCCUGAGUUACAGAAGAUACAGGAAGAGUUGAAGACACGAAUCAAAAGGGUGGAAGCAGAGAAUGAAGUGCUGAGAGAGAAGAAUGGAGCAAUGGAGAAACAAGUGGUUGAUUUACAGAAGAUAGAGGAAGAGUUGAAGACACAAAUCAAAGAGUUGGAAACAGAGAAUGAAGUGUUGAGAGAAAAGAACGGAGCAACGGAGAAAAAGGUAGUUGAUUUACAGAAGAUAGAAGAAGACUUGAAGACAAAAGUCAAAGAAGUAGAAGCAGAGAAUCGAAUGCUGAGUAGGAGGAACCAAAAAAUGCAGAAAAAGGUGAUUGAUUUACAAAAGAUAGAGAAAGAGCUGAAGACAAAAAUCGAAGAGGCUGGAGCAGAGAAUAAAGUGCUGAGGGAGAAUAAUGGAGCAAUGGAGAAAAAGGUGGCUGAUUUACAGAAGAUAAAGGAAGAGCUGAAGACAAAAAUCAAAGGGACGACAGGAACAGAGAAUAAAGUUCUGAGGGAGAAGAGCGAAGCAACGGAGAUAAUGAGCAAGAUUAUUGGUGAAGGAUGGAUACAUAGAGGGCCAUGGGGAGGGAAUGGGGGUGCAUACUGGACUUACAAGGUCGACGUCGCGCCUAUAUUGCAGAUAACUCUUGGUUGGGGAUCAGUUAUCGAUUCAAUUUUAAUCAAAAGCAAAAGUUGCGAUGGCAAUAUUAUAGGAAACUUUCAGAGAAUUGGGGGUCCCGGAGGCCACAAUUUUGUAACGUUCAGAAUCAACAAUUCGGUAGAGCGACUCUCCUCCAUUAGCCUGACAUAUGGACACUACAGAGGAGAACAGACAAUCGCAUCUCUCUGUUUUUAUUCAAAUUUGGACACCUAUGGGCCUUUUGGUUCAGUACGGGAUCCGGAUGAUCCUUCCGUGUCCAUUCCAAUAGAAGAUGAUGUCGUACUGGCUGGAUUCCAUGGACGUGCGGGAAACUUCCUUAAUGCAUUUGGUGUACUUGUAGCACCCAAAGUACUCAAUAGUUCGCACAAGGCAAGCGGAAGUAUGCUCCAUUUGGAGGAACUAAGAUAGGCACAUAUUUUUCUUCAACCUUGUAUAGUGGGAAGGCGGUCGGUUUCUUCGGUAGGGGUGGCUCCUAUUUACAUGCCAUAGGAGUUCACAUGGAGUCAUUGAAUCUCACUUAUAUUCGCAAGAACUGUUUUGGGGCUUGAGGAAAUUGAUUGGGUAUGUUCUCGGAUUAAUGGUGCCUCUAUCCCUAGUAGAAUCUACAAGCUCUUGUUGGCAGCUUCUAUUUACUGGACACACGAAAGGAAUACCAGAGUAUACCAAGGUAAAGCUCUCCCUGCUUCUUUCUUGGGCUCUCACAGUCUCAAUGAAGUUCAGGCAUGCCUAUGCUCUUGUAGAGGCCUCAAACGUAAUGAUGGGAAUCGGAUGCUGGCUAAUGUUUGGGGCUUUAACUCUAGGAUUUUCUAUACCUAGCUGGCAGUUUUGUCUAGCUUCGUUAUUUUCUGUUAGCAUGUGUUUAGGCUAUGGUUCUCGUUGAUUUCCUUGUUAAGGCGCAUUGUUGGUAGUCAUUUUAGAGUCUGUAUUGGAAAAACUCUUGGAUUUUCUGUUUCUUGUCUAAUGCAUGCAAGUUGUUCGAUAAAAUGACUGAAACAAACGCGGUUUAAUGUGUUACCUUGAUUUAGGGGUGUGCAGAGUCUCUUCACUUUUUGGAGGGUAUUGAAUUAACUGUUUGUUAAAUUGCAGAGGAAAGCUACUCAUUUGCUUUCGCUCCAAGUUUGAAGUUGCUUGCAGCUUGUGAGAAUGGAAUCAGCAGAGUUGGGUAGAAGCGUCCAUGCGUGCUUAUAUGAGCUAGGUCAUGGUCCAAUGCGUUUGUGGGCAUUUCUCUUGUCGACACAUAUUCUGCUUGUGGCCGUGUUGAUGAUGCUAGAGAGGCAUCGGAUGAUAUUUACUUGCAAGGACAUGGAGGCUCUGAGGGCUUUUGAGUAUAUGCAGAAAACAAAAACUGAAAAAGCUGACAAAUUGACAUUCGUUGGCAUUCCUACUACAGCUUGUGGCAAUACGGUGUUAUUAGACACAGGUCAAGCUUGUUUCACUUCUUUUGUACAUGAUUGUUUAUAAGCUAACUGAGGAAAUGCCAUUCGAGCCUUCUGUUAUGAUUCGGCGUGCUUUGCUAAUGGCAAGCAUUCGAACCCCUUGAUGAGGCAACCUAUGUGUGUGUUACUCUCAAA
Rhododendron vialii is the source of this 2567-nucleotide messenger RNA. RefSeq lists its product as uncharacterized. The transcript has 9 exons. NCBI's taxonomy places the organism in Eukaryota, Viridiplantae, Streptophyta, Magnoliopsida, Ericales, Ericaceae. Bases 151 to 1404 code for a protein of 417 amino acids. Gene Ontology annotation, molecular function: carbohydrate binding. The record is from RefSeq and is a predicted model, not a curated record.